AUGACGGCUGUACUUAGUGCCGUCGCUAUAGUCUAUUUAACGGUUGCUAUUUACAUGCCAUACACGCGCGCGAUCGCUUCGGGGAUCGAUCCGACCCCAAUUAUGUGCACAACAACAAGGGCUAUUAACAAAGACAACUGUGAUUGGGGCUCGUGUGGUGAAUGGUGUCUUAGCAAAACCUCAGGUGCCUGCAUUCAAAUCUACGUGAACGUGAGAAAGAAUGGCUCAUCGCUGCUUCUCGCUGAAUGUAGUAGCGCUGCAAACAAGACCUGCUACGGUAUAGAUCAAGAAAAUGCUAAGAAAUAUCACUGUAUUCGUGAUGAAUGUCGCAACUUAACAGGAACUUUUAAUUGUACGGAAGGAAAAUGCAUUAACAUAACGGAUGCUUUCGAGUGUGCUUUUAGAGAUACCGAUCCACCUUUGAAAUGUUCAGGCAGACGUGGUAAAAUUACGUGCAUAGAUGUUCACGGUUUAUAUUCAUGUAAUCGAGGUACUUGUAGAAAAAUAAGAACACCUUAUAAUUGUGAUCGACGAUGCGUUGACAUUCCUACCCGCAACAAGAACGUAAUUGUACUUAGUGGUGAUAGAGUAUUCUUAGCUAGAUGUGCAAAGUUAGCUCAAGAAGAUGGUGGAAAUAUAGUCUGGACUGAUUCAGGAGAAGAAGUACUUAUGUUGUCAUGUCAUGCAGUUCAUAACAGUUCAUCUGGUGUAGUUGCAGUGGAUUGCAUCAAUGCAGCUUUGUUACCUCGUACUGAUAUUGCAGAUCUGACUAACUUUACGUAUUUACAGCACCUUUACACAAUUAGAGCUACUCCAAAUCGUCUUAUAGCUCCAUCUGAAGUAGAACUUACAUUGGCUAAUGAUAGUCGUUUGAUGAUCAACUUAGAAGGUUGCGUCAAUACUCUCGCAGAUGAAUGUAAGGAAUUUCUAAAGGACUACGGCCGCGACGGAACUGAUCAUAACGCUAAAGCUAGAUUUCCUUGUUUUUACACCGAAAACAAUCCAGAUACAGUGGUUGCGAGGUUCGAUUUAGACGCCACCUUCCGGCAGUUUCUAGUAGCUCUAGUUUUGCCGACAGUGUUGGUGGUAGUGUCAUGUAUAACUUUAUUAUUAUGCCAAAGGACUGUGGAAGUUGGCGACGAUGCGAAGAUGAGAUUCAAGGGUUGCACAAGUGGUCAAUCUGAAAUGCAAAUGCAUCCAAACGAUCCUGUUUCUCCCCUCUGA
This is a messenger RNA of Parnassius apollo (apollo), 1224 nucleotides long. NCBI's taxonomy places the organism in Eukaryota, Metazoa, Arthropoda, Insecta, Lepidoptera, Papilionidae. The record is from the annotation of a GenBank genome assembly.